AUGAAGAUAUAAGCUUCUUUUGUAUCUAAAACAAUAGUUUUCCUUUUUUACUUAAUUCAUUCAGCUUACACCACCUGGCGCUAGAUAAAUACAGAAUUUGUAGGUACUAGCUGGCCUAAUACACUAAAGAAUUGGUAAAUAAUCGGAGUUUCAACUACUCCUUCAAGUGUAUGCAAUCAAAAUGCUUCGCAAUAAAAGAUUUUUGGAGGAUAAGGAAAAUUUGGAACAGGCGUUAUAUUGAUUAAAUCUUAUUCUAGUCUUCCUCCACAUAAAAAUAUAAGAAUUAAAUUUAAUGGGUAUUUUAUUGCUACUCAGGCAGUAGCUUCGGCAUCAAGUGUAGUUACUUUUUGUGGAGAUUACAACACUGUAUCUUAUGUGUGCAAUCCAUUUGCUCAAAAAUUGUCUUUUUCUUAUACUGAUGGCUCGCCAUAUUAGUGCUAAAUUAAUCCAUCAUUUGAAUAAAAAUAUGCUUUUAGUCUAACUUUUGCACAUUCUAAUCUGAAUGUAAAUUUCGCUAUAACAAAUAACUUUUUGCUUUAAUCUAGUGCUUUAAGCUUUGCUAUAUCAGAUUUUGAAUUAGAUGUUGAUGCUUGUCAUUCAAGCUGUGCAACUUGUACAGGUGAUACAUUCGAUACUUGUGCGUCAUGUGUUACAAAUGCAAAUCUUAGUAACAAUAUGUGUAUUUGUAAUCCAGGGUUUUAUCCAUAAUAUUAACAAGCACCAUGUUUAACUUCACCAUGUUUAAUUUGCUAACCUUGUUAUAAUAGCUGUGAUACAUGUUACGGACCUUCACAAAAUUAAUGUUUAUCAUGCAAAAACACAAAUAAUCCUUUAUUGUAUCUUCAAAAUUUCACUUGUGUUGCAGGAACUUCUUGUAUUCCUGGAACUUAUCCAGAUACCUUUACCUUAAAGUGCUAGCCUUGUAAUCAGAGUUGUGCAACAUGCACAGGUUCCAGCGAUCUCUUAUGCACUUCAUGCUAAAGCCUAAGAUACUUGAACCCAAUUAAUGUUGGAGAUAUAUUUGGAAAAUGUGUUAGUACUUGCCCACUUGCUAAAGUUUUAGUCGGUAGUUAGUGUGUACCGUGUGCAGAUACUGAUUGUAUAUAAUGCUAAUCUAAUGCAGCCAAUACUUGUUAAUAAUGUACUACUGAUAAUUCGAAAAACUAUUUACUAUUCAAUAAUAUAUGCGUUAAUGAUAGACCUAGUGAUUCCUAUUACAUAGAUAGCACUAAACGUUAAAUAUUUAGUUGUAUAAGUCCUUGCUUAACUUGUAGUCAGUACUAAGGUAAUGUUUGCGUGACCUGUGUUACUGGCUAUUCUCUCUCAUUAAGCACAUGUGUCACAAAAUGUCCUGACGGUUAAUAUUCUUUAAAUUAAGUCUGCACAAACUGCGACAAUAAUUGCUUAACAUGUUCUGGAACUGCAGUUCAUUGCUUGACUUGUAAAACAAAUAUGUUUGUGGAUCCUGUUGAUUUUAAAUGUAAGGUUUGUUAAGGCAGCACAUAUGGUGAUACUGUUAGUGGAACUUGUAAACCUUGCGAUUCUAGUUGCUUAACUUGUAAUGGAGGUACAAAUACAAAUUGUCUAACAUGUAAUUAAUCAGGAGCCUAACCAUAUUACAUUGUUUCUUCAUUAUAGUGUGUGAGCAAUUGUCCAGCUUUUCCUUAAGAUUUAUAUGGAAAUGAUAUAAGUGUUCCGAAACUAUGCGUUCAAGGGUAAAAUUGCCCUGCAUAGUACUACCCAGAUGCUACAUCUACUCCAAGAAAAUGCAAUCCAUGUAAUCCGACUUGCUCUUAAUGCUUUGGUCCUUCAAAUAACUAGUGCUCUGGAUGCUCAGGAAUUUUAGUUCUUUAAGGUACUGUUUGUAUAGCUAACUGCAAACCUGGAUAUUAUCCUGAUACUAAUAGAAUUUGCUAAAUUUGUGAUACUUCUUGCAAAGAAUGUAAUGGAGGAGGUCCUAAUUUUUGUACAACUUGUAAUUCUCCACUAUUUCUCUCCAUAAGUGCUUCAGGAAGUUUUUGUAAAGUAACUUGUGAUACCCCAACAUUUGGAGAUUAGGCAUCUUUGACUUGUGUGAAUUCAUGCUAACCAAAUUUUUAUCCUAAUGUUAAUACAAGAUUAUGCACACUUUGUCAUCCUGCAUGCGAUGGAUGUACUGGAGGUUAGAAUAACAAUUGCAACUAAUGUGCUCCUCCAUACUUUAAAUUUUAAGGUAACUGCGAUUAUUGUCCUGAUUAAUACUAUGGAGACGCAGCAAGUAAAACUUGUCUUCCAUGCCCAAGUGAAUGUGCUAUAUGUACUGGCUUAUCAUCUUGCUAAAAGUGCAAUCCUAGCUACUACUUAGAUGGCUCAACUUGUGUACAGUAAUGCAGCUUACCUAAAUGGGGUUCGUAAUUAACUAACACAUGUGAAAUGGCCUGCCCAAUUAGAACAUAUGGAGUUAUAGUGAAUAGCACUUAGAGAGUUUGCAUGCUGUGUUCCUAAAAUUGUGCAAAUUGCUAAGAUUCUUAAAAUUGUAUAGACUGUUUCUAUCCAUACUUUUUAAACAAUAGUAAUCAAUGUGUUUUACUCUGCCCUUCCAAUUAAUAUGCUAAUAGAUAACUUAGAAUUUGCAAAGAUUGUGAUCCUUCAUGCAAGACCUGUUCUGGAGGACUUUCUUCAAAUUGCCAAAGUUGUUAAAGUGGUAGCUAUUUAUAUAAUGGAGUUUGCUAUACUAUCUGUCCAAGUGGAACUUUUUCUAAUGGAGAUUACUGUUCGUCUUCUUGUUAAAUAGGAUUCUAUCCUGAUGUAACUAAUAAUGCUUGCAAAAAAUGUGAUCCAGGCUGUUUAGAAUGCUAUGGUAAAUUCUUUGAUAAUUGCAUAACUUGCAAAUCUGGGUUCGCCUUGGUUAAUAAUUAAUGCGUUGCUACUUGCCCAAAUGGAUAUUAUGAAUAAUUACUGCCAAUUUCUUAAGUUAGUCCAAAAAGUUAAAAUUAAAAUAAUAAUAUGAGAACUUGUCAGUUGUGUCCGACUUAAUGUUAAUUAUGUUCAAAUACUUUAUCUACUAAUUUAAGUUAGAAAAAUAUAAUUUGCUCAUAGUGUUCUGCUGACAACUUUUUGAAUGAUUAAUAAUGUAUUGAAAAUUGCCCUGAUGGAAAAAUAGUAAAUAUUCCUAAUAGAACUUGUGAUAGCUGUCCUGAUGGAUAUUAUAAAUACGACAAACAGACAUGCAAGCAAUGCCACUUUAGUUGCAAACAAUGCACUGGAUAUAACUAUAACCAAUGUACUUUGUGUUGGGAUAAUAGAGGAAGAGAGUAUAUUCAGCCAGACAAAACUGUAGUUAGACUGCCUUAUUAAUCUGUUUGUGAGUGUGAUCCAGGAUUUUCUGAUUUAAUGGAGAAUGAGUGUGUUUCUUCUAUAGGAAAUGAAUUUCGCACAGUUUAAGCAUCAGAGAGUUUUUCUAUAAUUUUUCCCUGUUUAAUGUUUUUCGAUUUGUAUUUUUUCGGCAAUCCAAUCAAUCUACUUUUUUCAUUUGAAGUAGUAUAACAAAUUUCAUUACUGUAAUACACAAAUAUCCCUUUAUCUUUAGAUAUUAUGAAACUAUUACACUUUAUUUAAGGAUUUCAUUUAACAGACUUGCCUAAUAAGCCAUUCAGUUUAGAAGUAAACUCACCAAACAGUCAAAUUUAACCAUCAAAAGGAACUUAAAGAAUAUUAGCCUCAAUAUAAAAUUAAGACUCUUACUAUAAAUUUUCAAGCAAUGAUAAGUCAAAUAACUUUUUGAAUAAUAGCAUUUACUUGAUUGGUGUUCAUCUUUUACUUUGGGCUUUUAUCUUCUUCUGUAAAAUAAGUUAGAAAAACUUUUAGCUUAAAAGGUUGGGGUUCUUAAAUAAGGUUUACUUUUAUUUAGACUUGACAGUUAUGCUGUUUGUGUACUUUUUAACUAAUUAUGAGAUGAUAUUAAAUGUUAUUCUCUAACUUAAUGAUGUGGAUACUAGUACUUCAUACAAUUCGUUCAGCUUUGCCCUAUGCAUAAUUUUUUUGGUUUACUAUUUCUUCUUUUUUAUAAAGAUUAUAUUCAAAAUAAAUAUUGAUAAGAUUUUCUUCAAGUCAAAACCACCACGCAAACCUUAUUUAAUCAACCAAUUUACUCGUUGGUGCCUCUUGUUUUUUACAAUAAGGCAGAGGUAAUCUUUACAAAGGAAUUUUUAUGUCUUGCUUUAAAUUAAAAAGAUAAUCACUUGCAUACUUCUAGUUACUCUUUAUAGCAUACCAUCAGCUUAAAUACUUUCAACUAUGGUUGUGUAUAUCCUAUUCUUCUUUUAUUUAGCUCUCUAUAAGCCUAUAGUAAACCCAUACAUUUUAGCUUUACUGCUUAUUAAUGAAGGAUUUAUGAUUCUUUUCUACAUUCUCUCAUUUUUGAUUUACUAAUAAUAAUACUCAUAUGAUACUUCUGUUCAUUUAAAUAGGACAUUGCUAGCCCUACUAUUUUUAGUUUUCUUUGCAAACCUGUUCAUUGGAUUUUUGAUUAUCUUUAAAAAGAGAAUUUAAAUUAAGCAAUAACUGUAAAGCAUAUACACAACUAUUCGUGAUUAUAUACUUGGUAAGAACAGGGUAAAAGAUUAUUAAGAGAAAUUAUAAAAGAAAAGAAGGAGUAAAAGGGCUAAGCUUGAUAACAUGGGCGAUAUAGUAGAGGAAGAUGAAAAUGAUGAAGAAGAAGAUGAAGAAAGUGAAUAAGAGUAAGGUGAAGACGAUUACAAUUAAGAUAUUCAAGUUGAAAACAUUGAAGGAGAGAGUUCAGGUUUUUAACCUAAUGAAAAAAUAUUUCGCAGAAUCAAAAAGAAAAAACUAAAUGACCAAAAUAAUUCAUCUUAAAAAUCAUUUUUGAAUAGAAUUGAGUCAACAGAAUAUUACAAUAUUGACGAUUCAAAUACAAUCAAGAAAAGACAUGGAGUAGUUUAUUUAAAAGAAGAUUUAAAUUAUCAGUAGUAAAUAGAAUUUAAAAAUAGGUUAAGACGUGAUCAGCGUCUUCCUAAAUUGCAACAAAACAAUAGCAACUAAAUGAAUAAAAACAUGAAUAAUAACUAAAAAUCUGUACUUGUUUAGCUUUAAAUGAGUUCAAAGGGAAGAUAAUAAUAGAAUGCAAUUACAAGUUCAAAUCAAUUAAAUAGCAGUAAUCAGCUCGAUAAUUCAAUAGUGUAGCACAUAGAUAAUAGCAUGGAUUAAAGUUAUUAGUAAAUUUUAGUUGAUAAUAAUAAAUAGAGUAGUAGUAUGUAUAAUAUUGUUGAUUUAGAUUAAGAAGAGUGGAUUGGUAAAAGGAAAAUUUUGUAAGAAAAACUUGAUUAAGUAGAUGAAAUGGAUGAGAUUAUUGAUGAAGCUCUAGAUUAAGACGAUGAAAUUAAUAUGGAACGCUUAAAACAGAUAUAAUUAAUGAGAUCUGAAUAAAAUUAUUAUCUUAGGUAAUAGCAGAAGAAUCAAAGAAAUAAUCCUUAAGAUUUAAGAGAAUCUUUUAUUUAGCAAAAUUAUAAUAAUUAUGAUGAGUAUGUAGGCACAAAUGAAGAUUUUAACAACCGUCCUUCAUCUAGAUUAGAAGGAUAUGAUUUUAAUAAUCUCAAUUAGUAUAAUUAAAAUAUGGAUUAAAGGUAUUAAUAAAUGGAAUAAAAUAAUCCUUACCAAAGCUAAGAUAGAGAUGAUUUUAACAUAAAUUAAGAGAAUAAUAACCAAAAUCUUUAGUUUUAAGAGUUAUUUGGGUUAGAUAGAAUUGAGUACUACGAUCAUAGCUUAGAUGAAGAACAAAGAAUGCAGAGAGAGGCUUAGGAUUUAAAUUAUAGAGAUUAUAUGAUGUAGCAAUAAUAAACUGCUCUCUAAAAUAUGAAUAUUUAUUAGAAUAAUUUGAAAUAUUAAUCAUCUGCAUUGAAAAAAAUUCCUACCAGAAAUUAUGUAUCAGGAGCCAGAGACUACUCUGCUUCUGAUUUAGUUGAUAGGUAUAAUGAAGUAGAUCCAGAGUAGCUUAAAAAGUACUUGGAAUAUAAAAAGAAGUAUAAACUCACACAGAAGUUUGGAUUUUUAAGUAAAUCUUCUCUUUCUUAAUCUCCAGAAAAGAGGCUAAAUAGUAACUAAAGCAGAGUAGAAGACCCACAAAGAAUAGAGCUAUAGCUACAGUAAUUUUACUAAUAACAAUGA
Messenger RNA from Tetrahymena thermophila SB210, 6162 nucleotides. RefSeq names its product transmembrane protein, putative. The transcript has 18 exons. The record is from RefSeq and is a predicted model, not a curated record. Lineage: Eukaryota; Ciliophora; Oligohymenophorea; Hymenostomatida; Tetrahymenidae.